AUGGUCCAGAACCAGAAAACACCAUCGCAGCACAAUUCGACGUUGUUCAUCUCGCCGAUGAUCAACAGCCGUCGGCAGAAUCUUUUUGUAACUCCUCCAAAUCCAGCAGCACAGACUUUGUUUGAUAGUCCUGGGUCGAAUCGGUCUCUGUUUUUCAAUCUUGAGCGAGGCAACGUUAAUGACGAUACUACUUCGAACUCCAACAUACCACCUGCUGCUGAACCGCUUACACCAGCCGAAAAACUUCGGUUGUGGAGACAUGAUGCCUUGAUGCAACAUCAAUAUAAGACAGCCGAGUUCAUCGGUGACAAAGUUCUUGCACUCACAGACGAUCCCAAUGAUGCGUUCUGGUUGGCACAAGUAUACUUCAACAGCGGGAAUUAUCUUCGGGCCAAGCUGUUGCUUACCAGCAAGCCGGAAUUCGAGAAGUCGGUUAGUUGUAGGUAUCUUGCUGCAUACUGCUUGAUCAAGCUAGAGUUAUGGGACGAGGCUCUUGAUCUUGUUGGCGAAAGUAACCCAUUCCGUAAAGACGACAAGUAUCAAGUCCGCAGCACUGAUGGUGGGAUCAAGCUUGAGGCUUCUAUUUGCUAUUUGAGAGGUCUCAUCUAUGCCAACCAGAAUAACUUUGAAAAAGCUAAGGAGUCAUAUAAAGAAGCUAUCCUAGUAGAUGUAAAAUGCUAUGAAGCAUUCACGGAAUUGAUCAGCAACAACUUGAUGACACCCAGAGAAGAAUGGGAUUUCAUCACGACGUUAAAUUACCGGGAUGCAGAUGAUAACGAUGAGCUCAUCAAAUUGCUCUACACAUCUCGCUUGAGCAAGUACCUCAAUGUAUCCAAGCUUUACGAGGCAGAACAUAUCUUGACAGAAGAGUACGACUUGGGAGACAAUUGUGACAUUCUCUUGAGCAAAGCCGACUACCUAUACGUACAGUGUAAUUUCGACGAGUGCCUCUCGAUAUGUGAACAGAUAUUACGGAAGGACCAGUACAACUUCGACAUUAUUCCGAAUUAUCUAAGUUGUUUGCACGAGCUAGGAGGCAAGAACAAGUUGUUCUUAAAAGCGCACCAGUUGGCAGAAAACCACCCUACCAACCCCAUGACAUGGUUGGCCAUAGGGACGUACUACUUAUCAAUUAGUAAGAUAGCUGAGGCCAGAAAGUUUUUCAGCAAAGCAACGCUCUUGAAUCCCAACUUUGGGCAGGCUUGGAUCGGAUUUGCACACACUUUUGCAGCCGAAGGAGAACACGAACAAGCCAUCAGCGCCUAUGCUUUUGCAGCCAGACUCUUUCCUGGAACACAUUUGCCCAACCUCUUUCUUGGGAUGCAACAUUUGCAAAUGAACAACCUCAACUUAUCGGAAGAGUAUCUUGCGGCAUCGUACCAGAUUUGCAAUUCGGAUCCGUUGCUCUUGAACGAGUUGGGAGUCAUCAAUUUCCACAAGAAUAAUUUCGCCAAGGCAGAAAUGUUUUUCCAGGAAGCUUUGGGAGCUGCCAAGUACUUGAAUUCUGAUUCCAAGACUUGGAUAUCUAUACAUGCCAACUUGGGUCACGUCUACAGAAGAGGUAACCAACCAAAUAAAGCAUUACAAUGUUUCAACCAAGUUCUAAAAAUAAGCAACAAGAACGACUCCAAUAUCUUGGCUGCUAUAGGAUUAAUCAACUUGAAGUUGGGAAAUUACUUCAAGGCUAUAGAUGUCUUGCACGAUGCCCUUGCUAUCUCACCUUCUGACCCCGUAGCAUCAGAUUUGUUACGAAGAGCAUUGGAGUCCAACAAAAACAACGGAAACUCGUUCAUCAGAAGUAAUGGAGAAAAAUUGCUUGAGCUCAACUUGCCAACACUUCAAUAUAGACAGAAACAGAGCAGGAAAGAUGGCCUGCUUCAAGGUCAACAGACGGUGGUUAGUGCUCAGAACAGUAAAUUUAUGACCCCGUUAACUAACAAGACUAGAAUACUAAGAAAAGGCUCUGGUGUGCUUCAGCCCAUUGAAAAGGAUACUGACGAUACCCACGAAGCUUUCUACAUUGCUCAUGAACUCAAAAAAGGAAAUGAAUCUAGCGACGAAGACGAUGAAGCUAUUAUGGACAUUGAGAGCGAUUAG
Scheffersomyces stipitis CBS 6054 is the source of this 2097-nucleotide messenger RNA. RefSeq names its product anaphase promoting complex subunit (gene CDC16). The transcript has 2 exons. Gene Ontology annotation, biological process: cell division. The record is from RefSeq and is a predicted model, not a curated record. Gene Ontology annotation, molecular function: protein binding. Bases 1 to 2097 code for a protein of 698 amino acids. Lineage: Eukaryota; Fungi; Ascomycota; Pichiomycetes; Serinales; Debaryomycetaceae.